AUGACUAUCUUGAUACCGCUACUCGCGGCUGGGGCAGCUGUGCUGAUAGGCACCGUGACGCUGCUCUAUAUACACGCGCCCAAAACGCUAUACUCCUCCGAGGCGGCACACCAGCAUCGACUCCUCCCGAUCCUCGCCUCGCUCCGGACGCGUCCCCUUGGGUCCAAGCUCUCCCUGCACCGCCGUACCCUCGACAGUAACACCAUCCGGAACUCCUCUCACAAAUCUUCAUACUCCUACUUCCCCGUCGACCUCUCCUCAUUCCACCAUAUCCUCGAAAUCAACCCCAGCGGGGGAUACGUCCUCUGCGAGCCAGGCGUACCAUUCGGGGAUCUCCUGCGCGAGCUGCUCAAGGUGGGAAUGACCACUCUGGUCGUUCCGGAGCUACCGGGAAUCACUGUCGGUGGGGCUAUAGCGGGAGGCGGGCUGGAGAGUUCUAGCCACCGGUAUGGCCAAGUGAGCGAUACGGUGUUGGAGCUGGAAUGCCUCACUCCGGAUCUACGGGUAUGCUCCCCCUCGGUCGAUCCGGACCUCUUCUACGCCAUCUCGGCCAGCUACAAUACUGUCGCGCUCAUGACGCGGGUCAAGCUCCAGAUUGCGCGGGCACCGGCAUACGUCUCGCUUCAGGCGGAACGGUACUCUUCCUUCUCAUCCGCGGUCGCAGCCCUCCAAUCGUCAACCUCGGACACGGUGGAAGGCAUCGCUUACUCAUCUACCGAUAUCCUCGUCGUUCGCGGUACACACACCAGCACCCCUCGCUCCCCUAUCCGCCGGUUCAGCCGGCACUGGGACAAAUGGUACUACAAGUCUAUCCAUUCCCAGCUCGCCAUGACGGUCCCGUAUGCCGACUACUGCUUUCGGUACAACUACGGUUCGUUCUGGAUGGCCAACUACGUCCUGGACAUGCUGGGUGGAGACAACCUCUUUACGCGGUUCAUGGUCGGCUCGUUCCUCGAUACAAAGCACCUCUUUGCGGUGCUACAUUCGUCGGAUCUGACGGAUCUGGGGCGGAUGCGGGUCAUUCAGGAUUUCUACGUCCCGGCGGAGAAGGCGGUAGAAUUUCUUGAGGAGGCGGAGAGGGAGGUGGGAGUGUACCCGCUCUGGCUGUGCCCAAUCAAGGGGACCAGUACCGGCCAGCUCCUCGCGAGCCAUCACUCCACGGCGGAAAAGCAAUUCAUCAAUGUCGGGAUAUACGGUCGACCCCGCCAAUUCCCCUUCAACCCCCAAACCCUCCAUUCGAAGCUGAUCGACCUGCUCAUUCAGUCCGGCGGACGGUCCAUGCUUUACGCCCAGACAUGGCAUAGCCCGGAGCAGUUCCAGGCGAUGUACGGGGAGGCGCUGAAGGCGGUCGAGGGUGUGAGAAGGUCGUAUGGGGAGGAAGGGUGUUUCUUUGGGCUGUAUGAGAAGGUGGGGCUGAGCGAGAGGGACAGGGAUGAGCUAGGCAGGCCGAUGAGGGGAAGUGAAGCUGAGGAGACGCGGAAGGUGGUGAGGGACAUUCUGGGCAAGAAGCUGGGAUUAUGGUAG
Molecule: messenger RNA, 1524 nt
Organism: Dioszegia hungarica
Lineage: Eukaryota; Fungi; Basidiomycota; Tremellomycetes; Tremellales; Bulleribasidiaceae
Exons: 1
Coding region: 1-1524 (507 amino acids)
Biological process (GO): steroid metabolic process
Cellular component (GO): cytoplasm; membrane
Molecular function (GO): Delta24(24-1) sterol reductase activity; FAD binding
Source: RefSeq, a predicted model, not a curated record